Molecule: messenger RNA, 471 nt
Organism: Ostertagia ostertagi
Lineage: Eukaryota; Metazoa; Nematoda; Chromadorea; Rhabditida; Trichostrongylidae
Source: the annotation of a GenBank genome assembly
AAGUAUGACGUGGUUUUGGACCAAGACCAUUUCGAACUGCUCCUCUCGCAACAUACUGCUCCUCCUCCGUCGACGAAAGCAGCUGAAUGUAACGCAAUUCGAGUGGCGUUCCCGCCUCACACAAUCGUUAAAGAGCGCUCAUUUUGUGUAUGCCAUCCAAUGUCUGCACCUCUGUCGACAUCGCGUGGAUUCCUUUGCGAGCAAUGUGGUGCUCGACAUUGUUCCUUACCAGCCGAGUGCCGUGUCUGCCGAAUGACACUCGUUGCCGCCCCGCAACUGGCUCGAGCAUUUCGACACUUGGUCCCGCUUCCUGCCUUCACACCUGUUUCAGUGACCGAGGGUGAAUGCAUGGCAUGCGAAGAGCCACUCUCAGGCGAAGGUUUCGCUUGCAAAUCAUGUGAAGCGAUCUUCUGCUUCGACUGCGACAUACUUCUCCAUGAAAGCCUCCAUGUUUGUCCAAACUGCGUUUAA